Messenger RNA from Spodoptera litura, 621 nucleotides. NCBI's taxonomy places the organism in Eukaryota, Metazoa, Arthropoda, Insecta, Lepidoptera, Noctuidae. The record is from RefSeq and is a predicted model, not a curated record.
CAACACCUAACUUUUUUUAAAAAACAUGUCAAAUUAAAACAAGGCCAUAUAAAUCAAUUUAAAUGUGUGAUGUGUGCAUGUCACUUCCCUUAUUGCACCAGCAGGACCAGGGGAUACGACAAUGAUGGCGACUAUCGCUCAGGGCGUAAUAGCAACGGCUCAAUCGUAGGCGAAAAUGACGACUCUCGAAGGUCCGGCUCAGCACGACGGGACAGACGAUAUGAUCGCCGGUACCACAACACAGACGCCUUUGAUCCUCCUCCCGACGCAUUUCAAUGUGCCGCCAGCUAUUGUGGGUCCUUGAAACUAGCAAUAUGCAAGUCGAUCGAGGAUGCUUGCACAUUCUGGAGGAGACUGCGCAAUGACCGCUUUCAUUGGGAGCUCUUCAAAAGUGUUCUAUGGUUCACCAUAGGACUUAAGCUCUUCAAUGACAUAACCCGCCAUAUCAACAAUCAAAGAAAGCGCCGCUGCAAGCCAAAGCCCAAGAAAUGUUAAUCCAAUAGAAUUCAAAACUGUUACAUUAUAUUGAACUGUGACCAAUUUGUAGUACCGUAAAAUGGGGUGCAUAGGGAUCAAGAGGUGAAUGGAGACAGAAGAGGGGUGAAUAGAUAUUGGGAAAUU